AUGCCCCCAACAUCUGUGGAAUUUAGUAUUGCCAGAAUUUCAAAAUGGUUAAGUAUGUCAUUGGCAGACAAAACCUGGCAUGCUUACAUCGCAAGCUGGAAUGAGUGGAUGAAGUUCAAAACAAGUUUUCCUAAAGAGCAUUAUCAAAGGGACAGUGACGUCUUAUUGUCUUUUGUACUGGAGCAAGUUGAGGCUCAGUACUCUCUUUCAGCUAUAACUAAAAAAUUAGCAGGCAUAUCUUUCUUUUUAAAGGUUCAAGGUGAGGCUGACAUAACUAAAUCCUUUUUGGUUAAACAAAUUCUUCGGGGUGUUGGUAGGAUUACACGAUCUGUAGACAUUAGGAGACCCAUCACAUUAUCAUUGUUGAAAGAUCUCGUUUCGGUCCUACCUCAAAUAUGCUAUUCUCGGUUUGAAACAAUGUUGUUUACGUUGUUAUUUUCUGUGUCGUUCUUUGGUGCCCUUCGGGUAAGUGAGUCGGUCUCUCAGAGUAAAAGAUCCCCAGGGGGUAUUGGGAGUGAAGACAUUCAUCUGGUUGAGGGCAAAUUAAAGAUUAUAUUAAAAAAAUCAAAAACGGAUAAAGUAGGAAGAGGGACAACCAUUUGGCUUGGUAAUAGCACGGAACAGUCAAUAUGUCCAGUAUUAGCUUUUAGACAUUAUCAGCAAGUCAGACCCUGCCUUCCUGGCCCUUUCUUUAUACACAGUGAUGGAUCUUUCCUUACAAGAUUUCAAUUUGUGAAAAUUCUCAAAGGAGCUGUCAGUAAGCUAGGUAUACCACCUGACCAUUAUAACACACAUUCUUUUCGCAUUGGAGCUGCCACACAAGCCUCAUUGAUGGGUUUAGGAGAAGAGUUCAUCAAAAGGCUUGGCAGAUGGAACUCCUCUAGGUAUCAACUUUAUGUCAGACCUACCCUGGUUUAGUAAGUGUUACCUUUUUUCGUUACAGUUUCUCCUCCUUUGGUCUGGAUUAUUGGACACUCUUUCGUCCACAGAGCGAGAGCUAGAGCAGAACAACGAACCUACACAACUAAUUUAGGCAUUAAAGAUGUUAGAAUUGUCUGGAUGGGCAUUCGAGGCCUUAAAUGGCCAGAUUUAUUACCAAUAAUUUUGCAAAUGAAAUCUCGUUGGGGUUUCCCAGCAAUUAUUCUGAUCCAUUUAGCUGGAAAUGACAUUGGAAAGGGUAGAAACAUUGAUUUAAUUCGUAAUAUAAAAAGAGACCUUGCUCAGAUCAGAUUUAUUUUUCCCAAUACUGUGAUAAUUUGGUCUGAAGUUGUGCCCAGAUUAGUCUGGCUUCAAGAUGCAGGCUUUCACCCCCUUGAGAGAUGCCGCAAAAACUCAAUUUUGCUAUCUCAAAAUUUUCCAAGACAGUUAAUAUUUUGGUUUAUAGGCACUAUGAGUUGGAGCAAGGUUUUGAAGGCCUGUAUCGUGCGGACAGGGUACAUUUGUCAGAUAUCGGUUUUGACAUUCUGAACAUGGGAUUCCAAAGUGCAAUUGAAAGAGCUUUACAUGUGUGGGGAAUGGCCAAGGCCAAUGUAAUGGUUUAAUUGGCCUUGACGUGGAGGUAUGCUCCUGGCUAGGUAAAAAAAUUGGCGGGGCUUAAGGAUAUUUGUGGUCAAGCUUUAAGGCGGUCCGCUGCAGAGAUCUGAUGCAGAGGCUGGCUGGGAAGAUAUGUAUGAACAGGUAUUAGUAUCAUUAGCAAUAUUAAUGUUCUGAUUGAUAUGAUAUUUAAUAAACAACAGCUGCGGCCAUUCUCCACCA
This is a messenger RNA of Xenopus laevis (African clawed frog), 1755 nucleotides long. RefSeq lists its product as uncharacterized. NCBI's taxonomy places the organism in Eukaryota, Metazoa, Chordata, Amphibia, Anura, Pipidae. The transcript is spliced from 2 exons. The coding region runs from base 1 to 918 and encodes 305 amino acids. The record is from RefSeq and is a predicted model, not a curated record.